AUGACCGGCCUGCUGUAUGACGUGGACGGGCUGGACGACGAGAUGCAGGAGCUGAUCCGCGAGCUCUUCCGACCGCUGGCACCCGAGGAGACGCCGCCGAUGGUCGUUGAGUGGUGCGGUGUCAGCAACGACCCAGACGUCUAUGCGUUCCAGCUGCGUGAAGUGGUGCCGCGUACUAUUCGCAUCGGUUCGCCCAGCAGCCGAAUCCCGCGGCCGAGUUGCAACUGCACCGGUUCAGCUGCCCAACCGUGUCGCCAUCUCAUCUGGCUGAUGGACCAGAUCGCCCGACAGAUGGUCCACGACCACAACCAGCCGCUUGUGCUCGAUGCUCACGGCUUCCCGCGUGUCCUCGCUGGCUCCCGUGCCCAUCGCCGCAUCGCUGACUUCCACAUCGACGUCCUCGCCCGCACCCUUCACUGCAGCCCCGGCUCGCCCAUCCGUCGUCGACCCGAUGUCCACCGUGUCCGAGAGGCCCGUGAAAUCCUGGCUGGUCUUGCUGGCGUGCGUGACGACGUCGGCGUCGAUGCCUUUGCCCCGGAUCUCUUCGAUGUCGCCCCGGAGAAGCUGCGACAGAUGCUGUGGGGACCAAGAAACGAAAAGAGGAACAGGACGAGCAGUCAGAUAGAAAUGGAGAAUGACGACAGCUCUUCCAGCUCUUCCAGCUCUUCCUCUUCCAGUUCAUCCAACUCUUCCUCCUCUCGCUCCCAGCCACUCCUUCGCCUCGUCGACCUUCAACGCACAGUCUUGCGGCUUCUGCUGUCCAACGACGAGUUUUUCGGUUUGUUUCUCAAGCUGCUCUCGCCCUCCGACAAGGCUCGCGACCCCUUUCGCAAGAUCCAGCAACGUGUCGAGCAUGUUCUCGAAAUUCUGUCGACUCCAGCCCCAGCCCUGGCCCUGGCCUCGGAGCAGGUCACCGUGGCCUGGGCAGCUCGACAAGUCCGGAAUGCCGUCGAGCAGAUCCGCAUCUUGUUGGAACAGCCGCAACACCGCCAUCACCGCCUUCACCGCGCCAGUGCCUGUCGUGCCCUCGUCUGGAUCUUCAACACUCUCGUCCUCCAUCACAACCGAGACGUCCACGCCGGUCUGACUCAGGACGACCGAAACUUGUACCAACGGCUGAUUGGAAACGCCGGCGACGAUCUGUCUGUCUCCGAGGCUGCCUCCGGGACCGAGGCUGCCUUCUUCCUCCUCGACGAGCUGCAGCUGCUCUGUGACCAGGUCCAGUUCCGCACCCAGCUCGAGCGCAUCCGUCGCCGCAUCCAGAUCAAUGGCUAUCGCCAGCCAUACAUGCGCCGCUUCGAGGCCAUCCUCCUGCAGAUGCGUGCCAUCCGGGCCGAGGAUGACUCCGAGGAAGAGCAAAUGGAUGACGAUGACGAUGACGAUGACGACGACGACAACAGCCACAACAGCUCGCCACCACUCCUGCAGACCCUCCAUGCCCCGUCAUCGCCCGCGGCCGGAUCCAAGCGCCAUAGAUCCGCCGUCUUGACCUCGUCAGAUCGCGGCGAGAAGCGUGUCCGAGAAGCGGGGUGCUGUCGAUGA
This is a messenger RNA of Grosmannia clavigera kw1407, 1542 nucleotides long. RefSeq lists its product as uncharacterized. Lineage: Eukaryota; Fungi; Ascomycota; Sordariomycetes; Ophiostomatales; Ophiostomataceae. The record is from RefSeq and is a predicted model, not a curated record. The coding region runs from base 1 to 1542 and encodes 513 amino acids. The transcript has a single exon.